Fusarium poae is the source of this 543-nucleotide messenger RNA. RefSeq lists its product as uncharacterized. NCBI's taxonomy places the organism in Eukaryota, Fungi, Ascomycota, Sordariomycetes, Hypocreales, Nectriaceae. Gene Ontology annotation, biological process: positive regulation of cytoplasmic translation. The record is from RefSeq and is a predicted model, not a curated record. Gene Ontology annotation, cellular component: cytoplasm. Gene Ontology annotation, molecular function: translation regulator activity; single-stranded RNA binding; zinc ion binding. The coding region runs from base 1 to 543 and encodes 180 amino acids. The transcript has 8 exons.
AUGGAUUCCUUCCAGCAGCAACAGCAGCAGCAGCAGCCCCGUGGCGCUUGCUACUCUUGCGGUUCUACCGCUCACCAGGCCCGCGACUGCCCCACCAAGGGUCCCGCUAAGUGCUACAACUGUGGUGGCGAGGGUCACAUGAGCCGUGAUUGCACUGAGCCCAUGAAGGACAACAAGUCCUGCUACAAGUGCGGCCAGCCCGGCCACAUCUCCCGUGACUGCCCCAUGAGCGGCGGUAGCGGCCAGGCCACUGAGUGCUACAAGUGUGGUGAGAUCGGCCACAUUGCCCGCAACUGCAACAAGUCUUCUUACGGUAACAACUACGGCGGCGGUUUCCAGCAGGGCGGUGCCGGCAAGACCUGCUACUCUUGCGGUGGUUUCGGCCACAUGUCUCGCGAGUGUGUCAACGGCAUGAAGUGCUACAACUGUGGCGAGUCUGGCCACUACUCCCGUGACUGCCCCAAGGAGUCCGCUGGUGGUGAGAAGAUCUGCUACAAGUGCCAGCAGCCCGGACACGUCCAGUCCCAGUGCCCCGGCAACUAA